Messenger RNA from Caenorhabditis remanei, 6618 nucleotides. RefSeq lists its product as uncharacterized. Gene Ontology annotation, molecular function: calcium ion binding; cadherin binding. Gene Ontology annotation, cellular component: plasma membrane; catenin complex. The transcript is spliced from 10 exons. The record is from RefSeq and is a predicted model, not a curated record. Gene Ontology annotation, biological process: homophilic cell-cell adhesion. Lineage: Eukaryota; Metazoa; Nematoda; Chromadorea; Rhabditida; Rhabditidae. Bases 1 to 6618 code for a protein of 2205 amino acids.
AUGCAACAGGGGAAGGAUGAGUAUCUAUCAAUCGACUCGAUGUCUGGAACAGUUUGCAUCCAAAAAAUGUUGGACUAUGAAAAGGAGAAAAGCUACCAAACGACAGUAAUCGCAACGAAUGCAAAUUCUGAAACCUCAACCAGUCUUAUCUCAAUCCGUCUCAAGGAUGUCAAUGACAACUGGCCAGUAUUCUACCCCAACGAGUAUCAUCUCACAAUCCGUGAAGGUCCAAAACCAUCGGAACCCCUCCUGGUUGUCUCUGCUUCAGACUUGGAUUCGGGACAUUUCGGAGAGGUUUCUUAUCAGAUUCUAAGUGAAUCCACCUCGUUUUCUAUCAAUUCAAUGACUGGGGAGGUUUUUGCAAAGAAAGAUCUAUCGCGUGGUCGCUUCCAUCUUGUCGUGAACGCUAAGGAUGGUGGAGGUCAAAACUCGGAAAACCCCGCCAACAUUCACAUUACAGUAAUCGACAAGGACUCCAAGACACCCGAGUUUUCACGAUCCAAAUAUGAAAUCCGAACUACCGAGGAUAUUUUACCGGGUAUCGCUAUAGGAAGUGUUGCGGCGAUGUCUGAGGGACGCAUCAAAUACUCGAUAUAUUCUGGAGACCCUGAACACAACUUCUCUAUUGAUGAAGACACUGGAAAGAUCUAUGUGACAAGAUAUCUUGAUGCUGAUGUCCAUGAUACCGUACUCCUGAAUAUUCAAGCGACGAUGGAUGGAGGGCAGAGUAAUCAGACACAAGUGUUGAUCUCCAUUGAUGAUCAUAACGACAACGCCCCGAUUUUCUCGAAUGGUCUGGUGGAAAUCUCAGUGAGAGAGGAUACUCCAAUUUCUGAACCAUUUUAUAUUGUCCAUGCAACUGAUAAGGAUAAGAAGAAGAAUGGGCAAGUGAAGUACUCAAUAAUAUCCUCUCACCCGGGAAGCUCCAUUGAGAUUGAUCCUCACACUGGACAGCUUUCGACGUCAUCUGAAUUCGAUUACGAGUCGGUUCGAAACUUCAAAAUUCGAAUCAAAGCUAGCGAUAUGGGAAUUCCAUCGAGAUCCUCAAAUAUGACUCUGUUCAUUCAUAUCAAUGAUGUCAAUGACAAUUCUCCAAUGUUUGAGAAGACUGCAUAUUUUAUGGAUGUGCAGGAGAACUCUCCACCGAAGACAAUUGUUGGAAAAGUGGUGGCCACUGACUUGGAUAGUCUGGAGAAUGGACAAAUCAGUUAUAGAAUUACAAAUGGUUCAGAAUAUUUCGGAAUCGACGAGAAGCUUGGAAACAUUUACACGAAGAAAUCGCUGGACCGAGAAACGAUCAGUCACGUAGAUGUUACUCUUGUGGCAGAGGAUAAAGGGAUCCCACCACGAUCUUCAAGUGUUCAUGCUCGGAUUACUGUACUUGACGUGAAUGACAAUCCACCAUCAUGUCUGUCUAUCACUCCUAUCGUAGUCCCAGCCAACUCUCCACCCUCAACUGCCAUCGGAACUAUUGUUGCAAGUGACCCGGAUAAGGGGUUGAAUGGAUCUGUUCUCUAUCGAGCUCAGCUACAAAGUAAUCUCUUUGUGGUGAAAUCAAAUGGUGAUGUCUAUCUCAGAAGACAGCUCAAUGCUUCCGAUGAACAUCAUCAACGACUUUCUGUCAUAGUGUCCGAUCAAGGAAUCCCAAGGAAGAGUACGGUAUGCCACGUGGCAGUUCGGAUAGCCAAGGGGUCUUCUGAUAUUGUACUACAAGAACCCGUGCAGAGAUACGUGGAAAUUCCCGCUGCAUGUGCUGCGAAGUGUCGAUUGACUGUCUUCAAUGCCACAGGAGUAACCACGUGGCAAAUCCAAAGUUCGGAUAUUUCAAACCACUUUGCAAUCAGAGAUGGAGUACUGUCUAUGGUGUCCCAACCAAAUCAUCGACCACCUUACUCUCUUGGCAUCGUGCUAAGUGAUAGGAAUGAUAGACAGAAAUCAAUUCAAUUGAGAAUAGUAGCAACUGGUGAAGCUGCUAGUAAAGAAGAAAUCAUUCGGAUUUCCGACACGAAUAGUAUCGGAUCAAAAAUUGGAAGACUAGGAGAGAAAUCACCGGAUUCCUCGUUCUUCUACAGAUUUUCUUCUGGAAAUGAGGAGAAUUGUCCAUUGGAAUUGGAUCAGACCGGUGGGGUACUGUAUCUUGCUGAAGGGAUUCGAGGGAUUCGAAAUGCGAUGGAAAGCAAUUUUUCUUGCUUCUUUGAGAAGUUCAACUCAACUGAUGGAAGUGUGGAUGAGAUGAGAGUGGAUUUGGAGAUUACGCGUUCAAAAUCCGACAAACCCCAAUUCGACACCCGCCACCUGGCAGUCCAUGUUCGUGAGGACACCUCAACCGGAUCCAUCAUCACUACUGUAAAUGCAACAGCCAACGAUGAUUCAACCACUCCGAUCAGCUAUCGGUUCCCAUCACAAAUUGAUACAUUCGCUAUUGAUCAAUUCACAGGAGAUAUCACUCUGGUGGAGAGUUUGCAUUGGCAUGUCAAGCCUAUCUAUCAUCUUAUUGUCGAAGCAUUCACCACGGGUCCUGGCACGACUCUAUUGGUUACUGUAGAUGUGGAAGACGUGAAUGAUCAUUCUCCAUUUAUUGUGUCUCAACCUACAGUACUUCUCCCAGCAAGUUAUCGAAAAGGAGAUAUGGUACAUCGAGUUGUGGCAAUCGAUUUGGAUCAAAACCCGAAGAUUUCUUAUAGCAUCCAAAACUACUCCGAGCCAGUGGAAGCUUUGAGAAUUGAUUCUGAUUCUGGAGAGAUUACAAUUCUAUCAUCUGAAGGUUUUCCAGAGACGAUUACAGUAAGGGCAGAUGAUGUGGCAGAUCCAACGAAAUAUGACGAGCAGAAAGUGUUGAUCAAGGCAUCGAAUAUAUCAAAGAGUCACUGGCACUUCUUCGACAAUCAGAAGAGUACUGUAGCCAUGGAGACCAACACCCCGAAGGAUACAGUAAUCCAGAAAUUCAAGGAAGAAGGCGGAGUCAAAAUGAAAUUAGUCCCCACCUCCCAGUUCUUCGAGCUCCAAGGGAAUCAGCUAGUUCAAAAGACAGUUAACGUGGCUGCCGGCACCUAUCGGCAUACUGUAGUUGCUGAAAAAGAGGAGGACUUGAUUGACUGGACUGUACUGGAAAUAGAAGUUCCACCAAUGUUCCAAGACCCACCGAAGAUCUCAUCGACGUCGUGUGGAGUGGUUACGGUAGAGGAGAAUAUGGACUUGAAGAAUUUCAAGAGAAUUAUGGCAACUGGAAUGACAAACUCAUCAAGAUUCAGAUUUCAAGGAGCCUCUGAUAGGUUCACCAUUGAUUCUAUAACCGGAGACAUCUCUGUGACCUCUCUGGACCGGGAGUCUGCGCAAGAACAUCUUCUCGUCGUCGUUUUAUCAGAUGCCGGCAGGAAUGACUCGUGCACCGUCCGGGUUACUGUAGCUGAUCAGAACGACAACAAACCUCAAUUCGACGCGAACACCCCGUCAGAAAUUUCCAUCAAUGAAAGUUCUCAAGUUGGAGAUGUUCUCUGGAAGUUCCAUGCAUCUGAUAUGGAUAUAGGGUUGAAUGGAAAACUAUCAUUUGAGCUACUGGAGGAUCCCUCGAAAUCAUUGGAUUUGGUGCCGGAAACUGGCGCUCUGGUUAUCCGGAGACUUAGCCAGAAAGACACGUGGCAAAUCAAAGUACGAGUGAUGGAUCACGGAUAUCCAAUUGGAUUGGGAACAGAGAGAACGAUCAAGAUUCUGAACUCCCAAAGACCUCCGGCAAAUCAACAAGAACCUAUCGAAUUUCUGAGACAAACUUAUAUCAGCUCGAUCGAUGAAAGUCUACCACGUGGACAGUUUGUAUCAAAGCUCGAAACUUCUGGAGUAGCUGGAAUCACUUAUAGCAUUGUUGAAGGGAAUACUGACUCGGCGUUCUCGGUUGACUCGGAUGGAGUGAUUAGAACAAAUCUGGAACUCGAUAAGGAGAUUCAGGAUAAGUAUAAUCUGAAAGUGAUUGGAAUAGUGAAUCCAGGAGGUAGAAGUUCUACACCAAGUCAAAUUACAACUCGUAUCAAUGUUCGUGUCAAUAAUCUCAAUGAUAAUCUACCUUCAUUCCCGCAAACUAAACCGAGACGUGUCGCCGAGACGUUAAAAGUUGGAAGCUACGUGGCUACAGUAGGAGCAAAGGAUGUGGAUCAACUUGCAGUUCUACAGUACUCUCUGGAAGAUCAAAAGGACUCAAAGUUCGAAGUUGACAGAUUCACUGGAGUGAUUCAUUUGAAAGAAUCCUUGGAUUAUGAGACUUUGAAAGAGCACACACUUCAUUUGAAAGUCACAGAUGGACAAUUCGAGGCCAAGACCAAUCUGACGAUAUUCGUAUCAGAUGUCAACGACAAUCCACCAAAGUUCUCAAAAGACUUCUAUCUCUGCCACGUGUCACCGAUGACCUACUCGCCAGGCUUACCGUUUGCCAAGAUCGAAGCGACCGACCAGGAUUCUCAAAGCUCUCAGAAAUUGACUUACUCACUAUCCCCUGAUUCAUCUUCCAUUUUCAAAAUCUCAUCCGAAGAUGGUUCUCUGUCAAUGAAGGUUCUUCCCCCAUCAGGAGAGAGAUAUCUGAUUACUGUAACUGCAACGGAUAAUGGGAUACCAAGUUAUGCGACGAGUGUGCCUGUGCAAGUAGUCAUUGGAGAAGCGAUGCCGACGGAGAAACCAGUUUUCGAGAGACAAGAGUUUAGAUUCGAAGUCCUUGAAAACUCAAAAGUUGGGCUGCAAAUCGGUAACCUCUCUGGAGAAACCCGCGAGUUUCUCUACCGUAUCCAAGAUCCGGAAGCCUCGAAAAUCUUCCAUGUUGACAAGUUCGGGCGACUUUUCGUUGCGGGAUCCAUCGAUCGAGAGCAUAAAGCUGCUUACACUUUUACAGUGGAAAUAGAGAAUGAGAUGAUGUCGCAGAAAGUGCAAUGCAAGUGUCACGUCAUCGUUCUUGAUGAGAAUGACAAUUCUCCAGUUUUCACGUCUUCUGCAUUCUAUAUUCAUCUGAAGGACUCGAUGACACACGGACAGACAAUCGGACAGAUAAUGGCGACUGACUUGGAUUUUGAGGAGAAUGGAAGAGUCAGCUAUAGGAUUCUCAGUGGAAACGAUUUGAACAUUGUCACUCUCAACACAGAUUCUGGAGCAAUUCAGAUGAAUGAGUGGAAUGACGCCCAGUUAGAUGUAUUUCCGAAUGCCACUUGGCAGAUUCUAGUGGAAGCUCGAGAUCAUGGACACCCUUACAGAAGUACCGUUGGUACCAUUUCAGUAUCCUUGAAGAUGUCAUCAUGGAGUGGCUCCGCCCCCUUCUUUGUUCUUCCGGUUUAUGAAGUACAUGUAUUGGAAGAUACUUCGAUUGGGACAGUUGUGCAGAAAGUGAGAGCAAGUAACCGGUUGGGAUUGGAUAAUAAGGGGUUACUGUACUCGUUGAAGGAACAUCAGGGGAAACUCUCAAUCGACGUCAAGACAGGAGAGAUCACGUUGAAAACUCAUCUGGAUUGGGAAUCAGAGCCACUUAUCUCAAUGUAUCUAUCGGUUUCCGAUGGAAACGGUAGAUCAGCAGUAGUCCCGUUGAAGAUAGUCGUUGAGCCGGUGGAUGAAUUCGCUCCGGUCUUCACGAAGUCUUCGUAUACACUGCAGAUUCCAGUAUCCACUCCUGCUGGCGAUUCCGUUGGUCAAAUGCAAGCUAUCGAUGAGGACGGUGGACCACAUGGAAUUGUUAAAUAUGCGAUUUCAGAUAGACAGAAUACAGUGUCAAUUGAGGAGGACACUGGAAUAAUCCGUCUCCGCAAAUCGCUCUCCCAGCGUCGCAACCUCACAAUCGAACAGAUUACUGUAGUGGCCUUCAGUAGCCCCAACAAACAAUCCAAAACUACAGUAUACCUGGAAAUCGGACCAUUUGAUCUGCAACCGUCCCUUCCGAAACUGUUGCUUCAUUCGAAGCCUGUCCAAAUCGCAGCGGCCUCCCUUAUUCUUUUACUACUACUUCUGAUCAUUGUCAUAUGUGUCUGUAUGUGCAAAACUAGAAGGAAGAAUAAGAAAAAUGAGAAGCCCGAUGUCAUCUGCACGGUCACAACAUCUGGAGACUCCCAACGACGACGGUCGUCUACUCAGAAGCCGACACUUCAGAAGCAGGUGUAUUCAGUGAAGACUGGAGAGAUUCGAACUCUAUCUGGAGAUAUCCCCGGCCCACAUCAUCAUCAUCCAACCAACUCCAUGACGUCAUCUGUCUCCACAUCAUCAGAUGCACUUCGUAUGAUUCGAGGAAGCUCCAGAAGCCAGAUUGAUUCUGGAAUCGAUCCGGAUAAUGUGUCGAUUAAUUCUUCAGUAACCGAUUAUCUGGUGUCACUGGGUGUGAAUGCUAACCCGAUUCCUCCAAGGAUAAGGCCCAAUACGACAUACGACUCGCUGAUGAACGAGUACAUAUACGCACGCGUCGAGGACGUUCUUCCACCCGGACCAAUCAGUUUGACGACGCCAAACCAGCACUCACUUCUCAGACAACCACUUUCGACCGCCUCCCGCCGCCCACCGCCCAUAGUUCCGUCGUUUGAACCACUCACUGAAAUUUUCAGUGAAAUUGUGGAGAUGCGGAAAAACGAGGGACGAAAAGAAUAUGUUCAAGUCGAGAUUUAG